Messenger RNA from Canis lupus familiaris (dog), 2165 nucleotides. RefSeq names its product TNF receptor superfamily member 1A (gene TNFRSF1A). Gene Ontology annotation, biological process: prostaglandin metabolic process; inflammatory response; tumor necrosis factor-mediated signaling pathway. The record is from RefSeq and is a predicted model, not a curated record. Lineage: Eukaryota; Metazoa; Chordata; Mammalia; Carnivora; Canidae. Gene Ontology annotation, molecular function: tumor necrosis factor binding; tumor necrosis factor receptor activity. Gene Ontology annotation, cellular component: mitochondrion; membrane raft; signaling receptor complex. Bases 274 to 1632 code for a protein of 452 amino acids. The transcript has 10 exons.
CCCGCAGUUGCGACACCCCAUCUGCCACUCUCUCCCUUCCCUCCCACCUUCUCUCUGCUCUCUGCUUUAAUUUUCUCCCAGUUCUCGGGACUCAGCCUCCAGCUCUGGCCUUUGGGGUUGGAGGUCCCGGGACCGUCUCUCCAGUCCGCACCCGGGCUCCCCUGCCCGCCGCCCGGGCUCCUCUUGGGACCCGCCGGGCCCGCGCAUCCCGGACCCCGCCGCCGCCCCUGCCUGAGCCCCGAUGGGGGAGUGAGAGGCCACGGCUGGCCGGACAUGGGCCUCCCCACCGUGCCUGGCCUGCUGCUGCCACUGGUGCUCCUGGCUCUGUUGUUGGAAAUAUACCCCAUAAGCGUUACUGCACUUGUUCCUCACCCCCGGAACAGGGUGAAGAGAGCUAUUCUGUGUCCCCAGGGAAAAUAUAUUCACCCUCAAGACGAUUCCAUUUGCUGUACGAAGUGCCACAAAGGGACCUACCUGUACAAUGACUGUCCAGGCCCAGGGCUGGACACAGACUGCAGGGAAUGUGAAAACGGAACUUUUACAGCUUCAGAGAACCACCUCAGACAAUGUCUUAGCUGCUCCAAAUGCCGAAAAGAAAUGAACCAGGUGGAGAUUUCUCCUUGUACUGUGUACCGGGACACGGUGUGUGGCUGCAGGAAGAACCAGUACCGGUUUUAUUGGAGUGAAACCCUUUUCCAGUGCAAUAACUGCAGCCUCUGCCUCAAUGGCACGGUGCAGAUCUCCUGCCAAGAGAAGCAGAACACCAUAUGCACCUGCCACGCGGGGUUCUUUCUAAGAGAGCAUGAAUGCGUCUCUUGUGUGAACUGUAAGAAAAACACAGAGUGCGGGAAGUUGUGCCUACCCCCCGUGGAAACAGUCAAGGUCCCCCAGGACCCAGGCUCCACCGUGCUGUUGCCCCUGGUGAUCCUCUUUGGUAUUUGCGUUUUAUCCUUCUCCAUCGGUUUAAUGUGUCGCUACCAACGGCAGAAGCCCAGGCUCUUCUCCAUUGUUUGUGGGAAACCAACACCGACGAAAGAGGGGGAGCCUGAGUCCCGGGCCUCAGUUCCGGGCUUCAGUCCCACCACGGGCUUCAGUCCCGUCCCCAACCCCACCUGCACCCCCAGGUCCAUCCUCACCCCCAGUCCCACCUUCACCCCUACUGACUGGCCUAACGGCAGGGCUGCACCAGUCUCCAGAGAGAUGGCCCCACCGUGCCAGGGGGCUGGCCCCAUCCUCACCUCGGCUCCAGCCUCCACCCCCAUCCCCACCCCUGUUCAGAAGUGGGAGGACGGCACCGCCACUCCGCGCACAGAAGCGGACCCCGCGGACCCCGCGACGCUGUAUGCGGUGGUGGACGGCGUGCCCCCGUCGCGCUGGAAGGAGUUCGUGCGGCGGCUGGGGCUGAGCGAGCACGAGAUCGAGCGGCUGGAGCUGCAGAACGGGCGCUGCCUGCGGGAGGCGCACUACAGCAUGCUGGCGGCCUGGCGGCGGCGCACCCCGCGGCGCGAGGCCACGCUGGAGCUGCUGGGCCGCGUGCUCCGCGAGAUGGAGCUGCUCGGCUGCCUGGAGGACAUCGAGGAGGCGCUGUGUGCCCCCGCCGCCCUCUCGCCGGCGCCCCGCCUCCCUCGAUGAGGCCGAGGACCGCGGCCUCCGGGCAAGGCCCCUUCUUCUGGACCCGGCCGUGGCGGGGCAGGCGUGCUGGGCAGCCACCUACUUGGUGCUACUCUUUGAGUGUACAUAGGUUUUCUCAGCAGCUGGAGCCCUUCCGGAGGCUCAGCCUUGUGUGCGUGGCAGGUGUGUGUGUGUGCGUGUGCGCGCGCGUGUGAUCCCGAGAGAGGUUGAGUGUGCCAGGAGCCCAAGCUUGUGGCUGCAGAGAUAGGAGGCGCCCUGACCCCCCACCCAUUUUGGGCUUAGAGAACCCAGAGAGGCGGCUGAGGGGCCUCUGGGGGGCACCUGGGCCUUUUUCACAGUACAUAAGCAAUCUUUGUAUCAAUGAUGUUACACUAAUGGAAACUGAUUGCCCUUCUGCCACUGCUUGGACAAGCACAGAGGAAGCUGAACGGUUCCAAGGCAGGGGCAAGCACAGAACAAUGGGGCCGCCAGCUGGAGCAGUGGACUUUUGUAAAUACACUAAAACUUUGGAAUUAAAGUGCUCCUGGAAGGGC